Messenger RNA from Stegostoma tigrinum, 9132 nucleotides. Its product is annotated as collagen alpha-6(VI) chain-like. Gene Ontology annotation, biological process: extracellular matrix organization. The record is from RefSeq and is a predicted model, not a curated record. The coding region runs from base 127 to 8274 and encodes 2715 amino acids. NCBI's taxonomy places the organism in Eukaryota, Metazoa, Chordata, Chondrichthyes, Orectolobiformes, Stegostomatidae. The transcript has 41 exons. Gene Ontology annotation, molecular function: extracellular matrix structural constituent conferring tensile strength; serine-type endopeptidase inhibitor activity.
UUUCAGAGUUUGGUGUCAUAGCCCAAACACCGUUGAGGGAUUGUGCAGUGUGACUGGCAAAAGUAGUGAUGAUGGUGUAGCUCCUAUGUAGAUUCAGACAGGGAAAUCGUCAGAAUGUUUUUCAACAUGGCUCAGUUUGAAGCUAUACUGAUUGGUCUCCUUUUCGCAAGUUUGACCUCGAUUUCUGCUCAGCAGCCUGCCUGCAGAGAGUCAUCUCUUGCGGACAUUGUAUUCCUGGUGGAUGGGUCCUGGAGUAUCGGGAUCCAGAACUUUAAAAAUAUUCAAGAGUUUCUCUAUACCCUUGUGAAUGGAUUUGAUGUUGGACUGGACAAAGUUCGGAUAGGCCUCAUCCAGUACAGUGGAAGUCCUCGCACUGAGUUUUUCUUGAAUUCCUAUAGUGAUAAGAGUGAGAUCCUGCAGUAUCUACAGCAGCUGCCAUACAAAGGAGGAGGAACAAGAACAGGGCUGGGCCUGAAGUUCAUGCUGAACAAGCACUUUGUGGAAUCGGCGGGCAGCAGGGCAUCAAUGGGGGUACCGCAGGUGGCCAUUGUAAUCACCGACGGGCAAUCCCAGGAUAGUGUUGGAUCACCCGCAAAAGCACUGAGGGACCGAGGGGUCACCAUAUACGCCAUUGGCAUCAAAGAUGCUGUGGAGAAAGAACUGGAGGAAAUCGCCAGCAAGCCAGCUGAAAAUUAUGUAUACAACGUGGCGGACUUCGCAGCCCUGAGAGGAAUUUCACAGGCUGUCAUCCAGUUUGUUUGUACCAGGGUGGAAGAGGUGACUCGUCAAGUAUCUCAGGUCUCACAAGCUUCCCCAGCCUGCAGGAAAGCCACGCUUGCUGAUAUUGUCCUUGUGGUGGAUGGUUCAACCAGUAUAAGUGAUGAGAACUUUGAAGAAGUGAAGGAGUUUUUGUACACCUUUGUUAGUGGCCUAGAUAUUGCAGAAAACAAAGUGAGGAUUGGGCUGGUUCAGUACAGUGAUGAUCCAAAGACAGAAUUCCUGCUGAAUCAAUAUUCAUCCAAGAAUGAUAUUCUGAACUACCUACAGAGCUUGCAACAGAAGAAAGGCAGGACUGAUACUAGAAGGGCCCUGGAGUUUCUGCAGAGCCAACACUUUGUUCCCGCAGCAGGGAGCAGGGCAGCAGACAAUGUGCAGCAGAUUGUGAUCCUGGUCACCGAUGGUGAAUCCAUCACUGAGGUGGAUGAUGCUGCCAACAGAUUGAGAAAUAGCGGAGUCACAAUUUAUGUCGUUGGAGUUAAUAUCCAAGGAAAGAAGGAACUUCAAGAUAUUUCCAGCAGACCAGUUCAGAGAUAUACUUAUCAUGUUGCAAAUUUUCUUGGAAUGAAAGAAGCUUCAAAUAAAAUCUUGGAGUCAGUGUGCAAGACAGUUGAAGCCCACAUCCAAGCCUUCGCAGUGCAUUAUGCUGACAUUGUUUUCCUAGUCGAUGGUUCGCAGAACAUGGAAUUCGCAGGAUUCCAGCAGAUCAGAAGCUUUAUCUUCAAAAUCAUUUCUCAGCUCGACAUUGGGCCAGAUAAGUACCGCAUUGGUCUUGCCCAGUAUGAUACUAGUGCACAAACUGAGUUCUUACUGAAUACCUAUGUAACAAAGAUUCAAGUGGCAAAUUACAUCAGAAGUGACAGCAGCUUUACAUUUCGGGGAGGACCAGGGUUAGCAGUGGGCCGUGCCAUUGACUUUGUGCGCAGGACAUUUUUCAGAGAGUCUGCUGGAAGUCGGAAAGGGGAAGGUGUUCCUCAGAUAGUGAUAAUUAUUACUUCAGCACCUUCACAGGAUGACAUUACUCUACCUGCCAGAGCCUUAAAAAAGGAAGGCGUGAAAAUUAUCUCCGUUGGCGUCAGACGUUCCAUCUUGAGCGAGCUCCAGCGUGUGGCUUUUCUGCCUAAUUUUCCAUUUGUUUUCCAGAUUAGUGCUUUUGAUGCAUUGAUUCAAUCAUCUGAACAAGUAUCUAAUGCAGUCAGACAGAUAGUACGAAGAGAGUUUCGAUAUAGAGAAAUGAGAAGGCCACCAGUGUGUCAGUCAGCUUCGAUUGCUGAUAUUGUUUUCUUGGUGGAUGAAUCGGACAGCAUUGGGGCUGUAAACUUCCAAUUGCUGCGUGUUUUCCUUCACAACAUGAUCAAUGCACUGGAAGUGGAGGCCGAAAGUGUCCACAUUGGUUUAGCUCAGUACAGCACCAAUGCAUCAGAAGAUUUCAAUCUCAAAAUGUACCUCAGAAAGUCUGACAUCUUGGACCACAUCAAAUCUAUACAGUACGGCGGAGGGGGCAGGAACACAGGCGUUGCUAUUGAUUUUAUACAGAAGAAUUACUUCACGGAGCAGGCAGGCAGUCGUGCCAGGAAAGGAAUUCCUCAGAUCCUGAUUGUAAUCACCAGUGGCAAAUCCCAGGAUGCAGUUGAGGGCAGUGCAGCUACCCUGCGUCGUUUGGGCGUUACUCUGUAUGUCUUGGGAAUCCAAAAUGCCACUGAGAGCGAGCUGAAGAAAAUUGCAUCACAUCCUUCAAAGAAUUACGUUUCUACAGUUGAGGACUUCACACAGCUGUCAACCAUUGAAGACAUGCUUCAAAAGAAGAUUUGCAAUGAGAUCAUCAAACAAACCACAGUCCAAUCUGUCCAAGUAAAAAGGCUCAAACAAGGCUGUGUCGAAACAGAAGAAGCUGAUAUCUUUUUCCUCGUUGAUGGGUCAGACAACAUAUCCCCUGAGGAACUCAUGGAUAUGAAAAGGUUCCUGGCAGAUGUAGUGAAUGUAUUCAGUGUUGGUGCAGACCAGGUUCGUGUGGGAGUUGUCCAGUUUGCAGAUAGUCCCCGGACUGAAAUUGGAAUCACUCAGCAUACCAGCCAAACAGAUUUGGAGAAAGCGAUUAAGCAAAUCUCUCAAAUGGGAGGAGGCAUGGCAACUGGCCGUGCUUUGACCUACAUGAGGAAUCUUCUCAGCAAUGCCGUGACAAGUCGCAGACAGAGGGUGAGGCAUAUCCUGAUCACUAUCACAAGUGGACAGUCAAAUGACCCUGUGAGAAGCCCUGCUGCAGAGCUGAGGAGACAGGGAGUAGAUACUUAUGCAAUAGGAGUGGGAAACACAGAUGAAUCUGAACUUCUGCAAAUUGGAGGAACUAGAGAAAGAAUCUUUUAUGCCACCAACUUUGAUGCUUUGAAAGAUGUGAAGAAUAACAUUGUACGGGAACUCUGUUCUAAGGAAGCCUGCAGAAAGCUGGAUAUGGCUGAUAUCAUCUUCCUAAUUGAUGGAUCAGGCAGCAUAAACCCUGAGGAUUUCCGAAAAAUGAAGACAUUUAUGGAUGCCAUUGUGAACAAGACCUCUAUGGAAGUCAAAAGUGUGCAUAUAGGUCUGAUACAGUUUGCCUCAAGCCCCAAGCUAGAGUUUGAACUUAACGUACAUUCAAGGAAAGCUGACCUACUCACAGCGAUCAGUAACAUGCAGCAGCUGGGAGGGGGGACUCUCACAGGUCGUGCACUGAGAUUUGCAGUGGACUAUUUUGAUGAAGCUGAAGGGGGUCGCCCUAACAUUCCACAGUACCUCAUAGUGAUAACCGAUGGAGAGGCACAGGAUGAGGUCCUUCAACCAGCCAAAGCCCUGAGGAAUAAAGGAAUCACUGUGUUCGCUGUAGGCAUAUUCAAUGCUAACAGCACUCAGCUUCUGGAAAUUGGAGGAGCUUGGGAUAAAGUUCACUAUGUGGAGAACUUUGAUCUGCUGGACACCCCAGAAAAACAGAUCCUCUGGGAGAUUUGCAGCCAGCCUGAAGUUUGCUUGAGAACUGAAGCAGCAGAUAUUCUUUUUGUGAUUGAUGGAUCAGGCAACGUACAACCGUACGAUUUUGAGAGGAUGAAAAGUUUCAUGAUGAUGUUGGUGAACAGCUCAGAGGUGUCCCCCAGCAAGGUUCAGUUUGGUGCCAUACUCUACAAUAAUGAUCCUGACAUUCAAUUCCAGCUCAGUCAAUUCAGCAGCAAAAACGAGGUCCGCCAAGCUAUUAGUCAAAUGCAAAUGAAAGAAGGACCCACUUUCACUGCACGUGCACUUCAACAGGCCAAAAAACUUUUAACCCUAGAGAAAGGAAGUCGGCAGAUGGCAGGGGUUUCGCAGUUUGUCAUCGUGAUUACAGACGAAGAAGCUGCGGAUUCAUCAGCAGUGCCAGGGGUGGCGGAAGACAUCAGAGAGGAUGGAGUGACUGUCCUUGCUGUCGGAAUAGGAGAAGCCAACAAAAGAGAGCUCGAGGCUAUAGGAGGCUCAAGGGAAAACUACUUCUAUGUUCAAGACUUUGACGCCUUGAAAAACAUCACGAGGGAUCUCUUGUUGCUCAUUUGUACAAACACAAAUCCAGAAUGUGGUCUUCAACAGGCAGACAUUGUCUUUUUAGUUGAUGGAUCUGAGAGCAUUAUGGCUGAAGACUUCAGUUACAUUAAAUCUUUCGUGAAAAACAUGGUUAGCUUUUUCAGUGUUGUCCCCAGCAUGUUCCAGUUUGCUCUGGCUCAGUUCAGCACAUCGUUUCGAAAAGAAUUUGACUUGAAGGAUUUUCCAGACAAAAAGACACUAAUGGCUGAAAUUGAAGAAAUGGUUCAACUGAAUCAAGGGACUCGGAUUGGACCAGCACUGAUGAACGUGACCAGGCUGUUCACGAGAGAGGCAGGUAGUCGGAAAGCUUCGAAUGUGCCCCAGUUCCUGGUGGUGAUCACUGAUGGAAGGUCGAAAGAGGGUGUGAUGGGCCCAGCUGAUAACCUGAGGGACAAUGGGAUUGAAAUUUUGACUGUAGGGGUAGGGCAGGCAGAUCUGAAACAGCUUCUCCAAAUCUCUGGGUCACGAGACAGGAUCUAUUUUGUCGACAGCUUUCGAGAUUUGGGCAAGAUUAAACAGAGGAUUGUCCGCAGCCUUUGUGAGGAUCAGCCGGGAGCAGGAUGUACCAUUGAUAUUGCUGUGGGAGUUGACCUUCCCAGUCAAGCACGCUUCUCAAAUGCACUAGGCAGUCAGCUGAACCUGCAGAUGCAGCAACUGGACAGCUUAAUCCAAAGAAUGACAGACUUGCACAACAUCAGCUGCAUUGCAGGCCACAGUCUCAAUGUCCGGGCAGGAUUUCACAUCACCGAUAGAGUCGGAAGAAUACGUUUCGAGUCAGAUUUUGAAAGCUAUAAUUCAGAUGUCUUAAGAAAUGCAAGAUCAUUCCAGCUGUCAGCGAUGGACCAGAUCAGUUUGACUGCUGAUUAUUUGUUGUCGUUUGAGAACAAAUUUGAGCGGGAGUCAGGCAAAAAUGUGAAGGUGAUAGUGAUGUUUACCAACGGAGUAGCGGACAGCAUGAAUAGACUCAAGGAAGCAUCAAACAGACUCCGGCUUAAUGGUGUCAAUGCACUAAUCACAGUUGCUCUGGAAAACACUGCGAAUGUUGAUAAGCUUCAUGAACUGGAUUUUGGCAGAGGAUUUGGCUACAAACACAAACUAGCCAUUGGAAUGCAUGAUAUCGGGAGUGCAUUGCGUACUGAGAUUGACACGGUUGCAGAAAGAGAAUGCUGUGAUAUAAUUUGCAAGUGUUUUGGACAAUUGGGUAAACAUGGACAACAAGGAGAGCAAGGAAUUAAAGGUAUCUCAGGACCACCAGGAACAUCGGGUUAUGCAGGCGAAGAUGGGGGUUUGGGUGAAAGAGGCCCUCCAGGCAUUACAGGACCUCGAGGAGCUGAAGGAUGCCAAGGUGCCAGGGGCCUGAUGGGAGAAAGAGGGUAUCGAGGCGAGAAGGGUGAAACAGCUGAAAAUGGUGCACCUGGGACAAAUGGAGAGCAGGGGGCGCCUGGAAUUCCUGGAACUGCUGGACCAAAAGGGGAUUAUGGAAAUACUGGAAAUAAAGGCCCACCUGGAUUCAAAGGUGAGCGUGGAGAUGUUGGAAUACCGGGUGACCCUGGCGCCCCUGGUCAAGAGAAUUAUGUCAGAGGAUAUCCUGGUGAAAGAGGAAACCCAGGUGUACCGGGCGAACGUGGAGCAAGUGGCACACCAGGCUUCCGUGGUAGGAAAGGAAAUAAUGGGCGGCCUGGCCGGAGAGGACUUGUGGGUAAAACGGGUGUCAGGGGACUUUCCGGCUACCCAGGAUCCAUUGGGCCCUCUGGACUCCAUGGCCAACAGGGAUCUGCAGGAGCUGUUGGACUGAAAGGAGUAAAAGGAGAGCAAGGAUUACCAGGGAUUCCGGGUGCUCCAGGAUUGUUUGGCUUCAGGGGUGCCAAAGGUAACCAAGGACUCCAAGGAGGAAGGGGUGUAACUGGAGACUCGGGUGAGAAAGGAGAACCUGGAAUAGCUGGACCUCGUGGACUACAGGGUUUGGAUGGGUAUGAUAACAUUGGAAGGCCUGGAUCAAAAGGACAGAAGGGAGUGCAGGGACCCCCUGGUUAUCCUGGUGUGCAGGGAGUGGAUGGUUUCCUCGGCAUCAAUGGCAGAAGAGGACCUAAAGGAAUAAGAGGACGGAGGGGUGAGUCUGGCGUUAUUGGUGAUCGAGGAAAUCUGGGAGAAGCAGGACGUCCAGGAAUAAGGGGUUUCAAAGGGCCACCGGGGAUCACACCUAUGAAACCAUGUGAAUUUGUGACGUAUUUUAGAGAAAAAUGUCCUUGUUGUUCAUCAGGAAGAACGGAAUGCCCUGUGUAUCCCACUGAGGUGGUGUUCGCUGUAGACAUGUCUGCAGAUGUCACACAAGCCAUAUUUAAUAGAAUGAAGACUAUGGUCAUUAAUUUUGUGCAGGAUCUUAAAAUCACUGAAAGUAACUGCCCAACAGGAGCCCGUGUGGCAAUUCUUACUUACAGUUCCACGGCAAAAACAUUCAUUAGAUUCUCAGACUUCAGAAGCAAGCAAAAGCUUCUAGAAGCACUACAGAAUCUAGCUUACGAGAGAUCAAGCAGCAGGCGGAAUGUAGGGACUGCAAUGAGGUUUGCUGCAAAAAAUACAUUCAAGCGUGUCCGCCAUGGUGUUCUAGGCAGGAAAGUGGCAAUAUUUAUUACUAACGGUCCAUCUCGUGAAAUAUCAGAGGUUGCAACCGCUGCUUUGGAGUUCAGCGCCAUGGAUAUCACACCAGUUGUCAUUUCUUUUGCUAAUGUCCCCGAAAUUCAGCGUGCCUUUGAGAUUGACGAAACAAGAAUGUUUCAGGUGGUUGUGCUGUCAAGACAACGGCAAGAAGCACAAGAACAGUUACGCAAAGUCCAGUUAUGUACUUUCUGUUUUGACACAUGUGAACCAAAUGCCCAGUGCCAACAAGCCAUCUCUCCACCUCCAAUCCCAAUCAACAUGGACAUAGCUUUUGUUGUUGAUUGCUCACGCAAUCUGAGAAUGAUGGACUUUGAGAGAAUAAAGGACUUCCUCAACUCAAUGCUUGACAUGUUUAUGAUCUCAAGAAGCCCGAAGACCUCAGAUAAUCGUGCCAGGGUAGCCCUCGUGCAGUAUUCGCCACCAGGUUACCUGCCCGGAUCUGGCCAGAUGCCAGUCAACCUGGAGUUUGGCUUCUUGAGCUAUGGCACCAAGAGCUUGAUGAAGAGACAUAUAGAGAAUUCCUUUAAAAAGUUGGAAGGCUCUUCAUGGACUGGCCAUGCCAUUGAAUGGACCCUCAAUAACGUUUUCUUAAGUGCUCCAAAUCCACGACGACAUAAAGUGAUAUUUUUAAUACUUGCAGGAGAAACCAAUGCCUUUGACACAGAGAAGCUAAGGGCCGUAUCAUUACAAGCUAAGUGUAAAGGUUUUGUGAUCUUCGCAUUCUUCCUUGGAAGGGAUGUCACCAGAACCAAUCUGCAGGAGCUUGUGAGUGCUCCUUCUGAUCAACAUUUAGUUCACCUGGACCAUCUGUUGAAUCAUGAAAUGACAUAUGUCCAAAGGUUUGCACGAGCCUUUCUGAAAAGUCUCACACUUAGAAUCAACAGGUACCCGUAUCCAGCAUUGCAGAGAGAAUGCCAGAGAGCAGCAUUAGUUCGGUCUAGGCCAGAAGAAACACCACAAUCUUUAGAAGGAGUUGCAAGUGUAGGGGGACCAGAAACCAUACAAAUUGUGGAGGAGGACGAAUUUGAAGAAGAGAUGGAAUUCCCAGAAGGAGCAAAAGCUGACAGUACAACAGACAUGAUUUAUGACAUGUGCUUGCUCGAUCGAGAUGGAGGGACCUGUCAGAAUUAUGUUGUGAAAUGGUACUUUGACCAAGAACAACAAGGCUGUUUGCAGUUCUGGUAUGGUGGAUGUGGAGGAAACAAGAAUCAGUUUGACAGUCUGGAGGAAUGUGAAGCCUCAUGCCCCAGAUCCCGCUAGGAAAUGUCACAGCACUAAUGUACAAUAAGAAUCAGAUUUUGAAAACAGACAUUUGGGAGAUUACUGCAUCAUAAUGAAUAAGGCCAAGAGCUCUGUGGACCCAGCCAGUGUGAAACUGAGCUGGAUUUGGAUUGUGUACACAUCUUAUAUAUAACUUGGACUUUGUUAGAGGUUUAGCUCCGCUGGGCUAAGGAGCGAGAAGUCAGCCAGAAAUUUCCAGACUACUAUAACAAUGUGCUUUUUGUCAACUGUCUGUUUGCAUUGAGCUUUGGAAAGGAAAGAAACAUACUUGGCUGUGAAAUUUUGUGUUGGAAUAGCCCAUUAUGCUUACUCUUGAAGUUCAUACAUGAAUAAUGUUUGUUGCCUAACAAGGUAUGAACAAAUUCAGGAAAGGUUGGGAGGUGGGAGGAGUAGUAUCAGGUGAAGUUGUUGAAAAAAAAUCUACCAAGCAUUCUUUGUAUGCAAAUACGUUGUCGUUUGUGCAGAUAUCACCUAAUUGUCUGUUAAAAUCAUAUGUGUUCUGGUUAAGGUAUUCAAAAUAGGAGAGCAAUGUCUUUUGUGUUCAACAUUUGAAAAGGUGCAUGCCUCACCAUUGUAACUUGACCUGUGCCCUUUGUUACAUAUUUUGUAGGCAGGUGGAAUCUGAUUUAGGACAAGGAGAGGGCACUUUAGAUUGGAAAGGUGGUCUCAUUUCAUUGAAACGAGUCCUUUGUAGGAUAAUGGUGAGAAUUCUGUGGUUUCUUUAUAUACGUUUCCUGACUCUAUUUCUGCAGCACACCUGUCCCGGCUGCAAAGAUAUUACCCUUGGACUUGAAUAAAAAUCAACUUGCAACAGCUGUUCCACUUGUAAUAUAUCUG